Molecule: messenger RNA, 944 nt
Organism: Bradysia coprophila
Lineage: Eukaryota; Metazoa; Arthropoda; Insecta; Diptera; Sciaridae
Biological process (GO): fatty acid elongation, saturated fatty acid; sphingolipid biosynthetic process; very long-chain fatty acid biosynthetic process
Cellular component (GO): endoplasmic reticulum membrane
Molecular function (GO): fatty acid elongase activity
Source: RefSeq, a predicted model, not a curated record
UUUAGAAUUAACAAUUUUACUCUGCAGAAUUGUAAAUCCCCAACACCAAUUCUAUUCAGCUAAUUCCUUUAGUUAUUCAGUUUCAAUCGUUAGUAUCGCGCCGACCAUCACAAUCGACGUUACCUCGCAGAAUGGCUUCUGUAAUCGGACUUAUAUCAAACAAAUUUUCAGAAAUAGUACAAAACAGAGAUACUCGUUUAGACCAUCUUCCAUUCACAUCGCCAUCGAGUCUAGUACUGGUAUUAGUCAGCUAUGUAUACUUCGUAAAACGGUAUGGUCCUUCAUAUAUGGGUAAACGAGAACCGUUCGCCCUCCAGACAACAAUCAUUAUCUACAAUCUAAUCCAAAUCGUCCUCAACUCUGCUUAUGUUCUUCACACAGUACACUACUGGUGGACACACAAGCCGUAUUUUAACUUUGCAUGUCAACCGAUAGAUUGGGGAUCAAAUGUGCUAGCUAUUACGGAGGCAAAGACCGUGUACUACUUUCAUUGUUUGAAACUGUUGGAUCUGUGCGACACGGUGUUCUUUGUGUUAAAAAAGAAUGCCAGGCAGAUAUCCUUUCUUCAUGUGUAUCAUCACGUGGCUGUAUUAACUUUAAGUUAUAGAUGUCUUGCAUGGUCACCAGGAGGCCAAUUUAUAAUAAUCGGUACGGUCAAUAGUUUUGUUCACGCAAUUAUGUAUACGUACUACUUAUUCAGCGUGUUCGAGCCCCAACUCAAGGAAAAUGUUACAAUUAAAAGAGGGGUGACCACAAUACAAAUGAUUCAAUUUCUAAUAUUAAUAACAUAUUUCGUUGGUCCUCUGUGCAAUCCGGACUGCCCAUUAUUUAAGCCCUACGUACUUGAACUUAUUCUCCAAAAUGUUUUCUUAUUAUAUUUAUUCGGGAACUUUUAUUAUAGAACAUAUUGUGUGAAAAAGGUACAAAAAUGCAAAUAAAGAACU